This is a messenger RNA of Ostrea edulis (European flat oyster), 4492 nucleotides long. RefSeq lists its product as uncharacterized. Gene Ontology annotation, biological process: SCF-dependent proteasomal ubiquitin-dependent protein catabolic process. The record is from RefSeq and is a predicted model, not a curated record. Lineage: Eukaryota; Metazoa; Mollusca; Bivalvia; Ostreida; Ostreidae. Bases 1 to 4017 code for a protein of 1338 amino acids. The transcript has 12 exons. Gene Ontology annotation, cellular component: SCF ubiquitin ligase complex.
AUGUUGGAACCGCUGACUCUUCAGCACAUUUCGAGGCUGGUGUGUGUACAGAAUUUACUGAACCUGACAGAAGGAAAAGAUGUCACAAAUUAUCUGAGAUCAGCCUACCACAGUGCUGUUACAGAGGACCUGUUAAAUCACAUGGUCCAGUUUUAUCCAAAGAAGCUGACCGAUGACAUUUUGGCUGGUCUGGCAUCUCCACACAUACACAACCUGAAGCUUGUCAACUGUUCUCAGAUAAAACCGUCUAACUUCAUCAAAAUCUCCCCAUACUGUAAGAAUCUCCGUGGCCUUGACCUGAGGAAUUGUAGUCAGGUGAUGUUGCCGGAUUUCUUCGUUUUGAUUGACAUGUCGGGGUUCAAUCUGACCUCGGUGUCUGUAGAAGACUGCACAACAGUGGACAAUGCUGUGGUUCACAGUAUUUUACGAAAUCUUCACCAUCUCAGACACCUGAAUGUAUCGUCCUGCAAAAACAUAACAGACAACGCCUUUCUACUGAAUCUAGAUCAACAUUUAAGGAGGGAGGAAUAUGGACUUGCAGACAGCUAUGAAUGUUCACUGACCAGUAUCGAUGUGUCCGGCUGUCAUGGACUGACCAAUAUGGCCGUACGGAAUCUAGUGACCAUGACAGGACCAACAUUACAGCAUGUCUCUAUGUCGUGGACAAAUCUGACUUUGGAAUCUUUGCUGUGCCUCUCUGGAUUUCAUGUUCCCAGACGUUUUCUAGGAUGUGAGAUGGAGCAUGACGAUGAGGUAUGUGAGAUGGAAGAUGAUAGUGAGGAGAUGGAAGAUGAUGGUGAGAUGUGUUGUAAGACAACUACAUGUGAUUCACAAAGUGAACCUAGGGAGAGAACGUUGGCAAUGUCUGCAGAGGAGGAAGACUCUGUUCAACAAAUGUCACCAAAUAUCUCUCAAAGCACUGAGACAUCGGCUGGUUUCCUUGAUCGACAAGGUAGUACCGCUAUAGACAACCUAGACAAGAGCUGUCUUGGAAAUGAUUUAUCCCAGUGUGUAAAACCUAUGGAGGAAAUUGAAGACAAUGUGGACUCAAGGUUGAAUCUUGAAAAUCCUGAUGUGUAUAAACCUAAGCAUCAGCAGCACACUGCUUUCCCUCCACAGACCAAAGAUUUGAUUGACAGUGGAGAAAAUGUGCAGUUAGUGAACAAUGUGCCAUCUGAAUCUCUCAUACGAAACCAAGCUCAUAUGCAGUGUGGCAUCAGCCAUGAUUUUAAAGAUUUAGAGCAUGUUUGUUUAACCUCUUUUAAUGAACUCACUUCUUACCAGGGACAUGUCAGGUGCUGGGAUGAAGCCCCCACUGAAAUGUGUUUUAUAGACUCAACUCAGAUACACAGCGAUAAGGAUCUUCAAUCUGUAAUCGAUCCCGAUAUUGAUGAUAUUCAUAGCAGUGCUGAGAUGCAUGUAAAUGAUGGUAAUGGAAUAUCAAAACACAGGGACUUUCUUAACGGAGAUCCACUCUCUAACAAGGGAGGUAAUUCUUGUAUUGAUGAUGAUGAAAAAUUGGACAAGUGUGUUCCUUUAUUUUCCUCUUGUGCCAAACGUAAUGCUAAAAUUGUUUCAUGUUCAGUGGAAAUGUCAACAGAUACAGCCAAUCCAAUGGAAAAUGCUGAAUUUCUUGAUCAUGCUGGAAAUCAAGAUGGACCUAUCAGACAUGCGUUUAAUCACACGUCUUCCAAAACACUUAGCAAUUCAAUGUCAGAAAGUACUACCAUCCUCAAUACCGGCAGUGAGUCAACAUCAGAAAGCACUGCCCUCCUCACUACUGGCAGUGAGUCAACAUCAGAAAGCACUGCCCUCCUCACUACUGGCAGUGAGUCAACAUCAGAAAGCACUGCCCUCCUCACUACUGGCAGUGAGUCAACAUCAGAAAGCACUGCCCUCCUCACUACUGGUAGUGAGUCAACCUCAGAAAACACUGCCCUCCUCACUACUGGCAGUGAGUCAACAUCAGAAAGCACUGCCCUCCUCACUACUGGCAGUGAGUCAACAUCAGAAAGCACUGCCCUCAUCACUACUGGCAGUGAGUCAACUGGUGCUAAAGAAUCAUUCCCAUUGCUCUCAAAAUCAAACACAUCUGCGUUGUCGGAUGUAAAGCUGAACAGUUGUACAGCUCUAACUAAUGCAGAUGAUUGGGAUGCAGUAGGUAGGUGCAGUGGAUACCCUGAACCUCCAACCAAGGAGUCAUUUAUUUCUUUGGUGGAACAACCUCCCAAAGCCCAUUCAAAAUCAUUUGCAUCAUCCCAAGGUGAAAAUGAACUAGAGAAAUGCCUUUCAGUGAAUAAUUUGAUACAUUGUUGCUCAAAUCGCUCUUUUGAUGAAGACAUGUUACCAAAGAAUAGUGAAGGUUCUGUAGUCUUAUCCUGUGAUGUUUCUCAAAUCAUACUGCAGGAUGAUCCCCGAUCUGAUGACAAACAUACAAUUAAUGACUUUCAGUCAAGUGAUGGAAAAGAUUUUGAUUGCAACAGAGAUGAACGGUUGUCUCCCGCAGCCAUUUUGCCAAAAUUAGAAAACUUAACCACUGCUUCUGUUUUGCCAAAAGAUGCCAUAAACCAAAAUUUUGAGUCCCUCGCUGGAGUUGACGUCCCUGUUGUGUAUUCAUGCAGCGUGUUGUGUGAAUCUGGAUAUCAAAAAUCAGGAGAUAGUGGUGUGGAAGGAAGCACACCCACAGAGACAGACGAUCAGCGGUGCAUGUCUGCGAAUUCUGGAGAGGUUGAUUUUUCACAACCACGUCAAACCCAAUCAACCAAUGAAUCCUCCAUUUCAUUAAAAAAUCUCCAAUUGACAGAUCUCAGAAACCAUACAAAAUCAACACAAGGAAAACGAAAAAGGGUUGACCAAAUCCUUCCGUCGUUGAAGCACAUCUAUAAACCAAACAUCAAGUCAAUAGACUUAGAAGAGAUAGACCACCCUAAUAACAAACAACAGGAUCUAGAGAACGCGUUCAGUGUAUUCAUAACACGAAAUUCUGGUCUGCAAUCGUUGAAAUUGUCUUGGAUAAAGUUUCCCAAUCAUCUCCUGAAGCUGGUCGUGGAUACGUGUGUUGACUUACGGGAGAUAACUCUGAUUGGGUGUAAUGUGAUCGACCCUGAGCAUGUCCGCUGUAUCGGGUCGCAGUGCAAGAACCUACGGAAAGUUGAAUUAGAAGACUUACGGAGAAUGACGGACUGGUCAGUCGUUCCUAUAGUGUCCAAGUCGGACAUAGAGACCUUGUCACUGUCCGAGUCAGAUAUCCAUGACGUCACAGCAAUCAGACUGGCCGCAAAACUCUCAGAAAAUUUGAGGAGUUUGAAUAUAUCUUACUGCCAAGAGCUAACAGAGCGCGGCAUCAAUGCUUUUCUCCGGAAACAAAGCUGUAUGGAAUCUUUCAGCGCUCGCCAGGGGGCGCUUACUAACCUGUCUUUGGGUCUUCUUAGUAGCAACUUCCGGAUGUUGCGCGUUCUGAAUAUAGCCAGUGUUGAGGCUAUUUCCGGUAGUGGUCUUGUCAGUAUGAUGAAGAGUCUGCAUUAUCUUGAAUUUAUUGACCUCAGCUGGGCAGGAGGAUCAAGUUUGCUUGAUGAAGUUACAGAAGCGAUUUUGAAAUACUGUCCUCGGAUAAAUCGAAUGGUGUUAGAUGGACAAGCUCUCCUGACAUCCAAACCUUUCCUUCCAAUCAUAUCAGAUUGUGAAAAAUGGAAUCGAUGUAAAGCCCUCUUUGUUUUCAAAGCAAAGGAGAGAGCAGCUAAGGCGGUGAUGUGCAUUGAAGACGAGGCUGAGUCAAGUGACGGCGAAUAUGAGGAAUUAUAUUUCCCGCACCGCUCCACUCACUUCGCCACCAAUCUGCAGUCCCUUUGUCUGGAGUACUGUGACAGUAUCACGGACACGGAUAUGGAGGACAUCGUCACCGUGUGUAGGGGGUCUAUCACGGUGAUCGACUACUACAGCUGUCAAGUACAACCAAAACUGCUGAAACUCGGCAGAUAUAAAGUAAAGGACUUGUCGGGUAUAGACGUUCCGCGAUGAGAAAUAGUGAUGUACGAAAGAAAAACAUCAUGGAACAUGUUGUACGGAGGAAUGACGUCAUUGAACAUAGUUCUCCCCCCCCCCUCUCUCUCUAUCUCUCUCUCAAGAUUAGGUGCUAUAUGGUUACCAAGGAUUAUUAAGCUGUGAUCAUUGACAACAGUAACAGCUGUAUAUAGUGAAACUCGGUUAUAUGGUAUGUACGAAGUAAAUACAUUGUCAAACACAGGAUAACGGGAUAUUCCAUCAAGAAGAUGGAUGUAAGCCAAAAAGGUGUAAACGUUAUUUUGUUUGGACACACCCCCUAGGGUAGUUUACCUCACCGCCUUUGUCAGUUGUGCUGAUCUGUAUUUGGCAGUGAAAUAUAUUUAAUCUAGCGUAGCAGCAAUUACAUCCACCCCUAUGGACCGUCCUUUAGGUUAGUGCAAAAACAUGAAACAAUACGCAUGGAUUCGCAUGACUAGACAUUUAUGUUUAU